CCGACCCGUUCCCAGCCAAGGCCACCCCCCGCCCGCACCACCACCACCACCACCUCCUCCUCCCGCCGCCGCCGCCGCGGCCUUCGAUGGCGAAGACCCGGAAGGCCGCGGCCGCUCCGCCACCUCCGCCCCCGCCCCCACCCGCGGAGACCCCAGCGAGGAGGAAGGGGAAGAAGAAGGGGCGGCCGUCCCUCCUCGACCUGCAGCGGCGCAGCCUCCGCCUCCAGGCCCAAAACCCUAGCCCGGCCCCGUCCCCCUCGCGGCGGGACGCCAAUCCGUCCGACGAGGACGACGACGGGGUCGGGAGUGGGGGGCGCCGACGGCAGAAGCGGCUCAAGAGCGUCCUCUCCAGCAGCGGCGGCGGCGAGGAUGAUGAGGCGCCCGCGGCCGCCGUGGUGGUGAAGGUGGAGGUGGAGGAGAAGAAGAAGAAGGUCUCGUCGAAAGCGACCGGGAAAGGGGACGCUGCGUCGGAUGGCGGGCCCACUACGGGGACUCCCCUCCCGGACAAAAAGUUGCUUCUCUUCAUCCUCGACAGGCUCCAGAAGAAGGACACCUAUGGAGUUUUCUCGGAGCCCGUCGACCAUGAGGAGCUUCCAGAUUACCAUGAGAUUAUCGAGCAUCCUAUGGACUUCUCGACGAUCCGCGAGAAGCUGUUGAAUGACUCGUAUACCACCCUAGAGCAGUUUGAGAAUGAUGUGUUUCUACUUACAUCAAAUGCCAUGUCCUACAAUUCAGACGACACAGUCUACUAUCGGCAGGCACGAUCUAUUGAAGCUCUGGCCAAAAAGGAUUUCGAGAACCUGAGGCAAGCUAGUGAGCCUGAAGAAGAACAACAACCCAAGACUGUACCCAGAAGAGGCAGACCACCAAAAUAUGCAAAGAAAAUUGAGAAGACUGAAAAUGAUGUUUCACCAGAUUUAUCCAAUGCAAAAACAAAAUCUGCAGACCAUGCUGAAACAAUUAGAAAAAGGUUGACUGGGGACAGAACUCGAAAUGCAAAUAUCACAACAAGAGACUCACCCUUUCUUCAACAUAAUACACCUGGUUCUUUUGCUGGUAAAAGAACAGAUAGAUUUGGUGAUUAUUCAGGGCCUUCGAAGUACGGAAAGAAGACCACCCCGACUAUUUCAGAUGAUGAGCGUCGUAGUACAUACGAUCAGCAAUACUUCCAUAGUAGUCCUCUGUUUUCUGCCCUUGGUGGUGAGAGGAAAGUACUUGUGCCGGUGGGACUUCAACAGCAACAUGCAUAUGCUAGGAGCUUGGCGCGGUUUGCUGCAAAAUUUGGUCCCGUAGGCUGGGACAUAGCAGCAAAGAGAAUCAGACGACUACUGCCUUCUGGAACAAAUUUUGGCCCAGGAUGGGUUGUGGAUGGUGAGCCACCUGAGAACUCUCAGUGGCCUCGAGUUCCCAUGCUCUCUGAUCCAUCCAUCCAGUCUACUGGUGUUCCAGCUAGCAACGUAAUAUCCAAGAAUGAUGAAUCCAAUCAGAAGUCUGGACUGACUUCGAACGAGGAUUCUGGUGAAGAGCAUCUAGCUAGAACCGAGCCAGUGGCUUCUACAUCUGCAUGCGUUAACACAAACUCUGUAUCUGCCACCAAGCUAGCUACCAAGUGUGAAAACGGGGCUAAUGUGUCAUGUGAUGGUGUGGGUAGUACUGGACAGACACCUCCCUUGCAGCAGCACAGCCAUAGUCGAGAGAUCCACUCAAAUAUGAAUGGCUUCACUGCCUUGCCAAACACAAUUAGUCAAUACGCAGGGCAAGGAUUCUUGGGACAGAUGCAGUUGACACAUGCUCAAGUUCUUGGGAUGUUUUCCGGAGUCAAUGGCAGAACAAAUGGCUUUAUCCAUGGGCACCCACUGGUGGCUAAUAGCAUUAAAGCACCACAAAAUGGGGAUGUUGGAAAGGUAGCCACUAAUCCAUCACCAGAUGCAGGUCAUGAUUCAGAAGCUGCAUUAUCACAAACCAUGACUAGUUCUGCUCCAAGUUUAAGUGCUGGUGUUCAACCAUCAGGUUCCAUGCCAAGCGAAAAGUUAGCAAAUCCAAAAAAGCACCCGGACUUGGCAUUGCAGCUCUGAAGACAAUUAGCCAUUGACAUAGUUCAGCUUAGCGCCGUCCUUGAUUGGAAACAUGAUUCAGAAUCCCAGCUUCUCGAGUCCUUAUUCUCCGCUUCUGCUAUGCUGAUGGAUAUUGUAGCAGCACACUGAGUGGUUCUGAGGGAGAAUUAACAAUGGAUUUCUCGUCGAAGAAUAAUUCAUUGUGAGGCGAGGUCAUGGGAAGGAGUAACUAGAGCCGAUGAAUCGUUUGACUCCCAGCAAAUUUGUUGUAAAAGGGUAGGUAGUCUGUAUAGAUUCUAAUCUUAUUUCCGAUGAUAAUGUUUCGGAUGGGCAGCAUCUGGCAUCCAAUGUGUAACAUUAUACUAGUGGAGGUAUACAAGCAGGGAGGGAGGCAAGUGCAUAGGUGUGCCUUUUUCCUGCGAGGAUUGAUCCGAUUCCAGGUUGUAUGAGACUGGCGGAUGGACGACUGCUGCAACUCCACCCCAGUUGAGCUGAGUAGCAAGUAGCCUGAGUCACCAAAAUCUUGCUCUGAGCCCCUGACAUGAUUCUGUGUUGACAUUUUCACUGACAUGAUUAUGUAGUGUUUUAACAUUUGUUGAUGUUGCUCUUGACUGUA
Oryza sativa Japonica Group (Japanese rice) is the source of this 2670-nucleotide messenger RNA. RefSeq lists its product as uncharacterized. The record is from RefSeq and is a predicted model, not a curated record. Gene Ontology annotation, molecular function: protein binding. NCBI's taxonomy places the organism in Eukaryota, Viridiplantae, Streptophyta, Magnoliopsida, Poales, Poaceae.